UUUUUUCUUUUUCUUUUUUUUUCAUAGAUAAAUCUAUAAAAUGAAUGGCACGAUUUUUGUGGAGAUGGCCGCUUUUUUUCAUUAUAAAAGGAAGCCAAGUUACUGUCAGUUUACAGCAAGAAAAAGCAUUGAUACAUUCUAAAAAACAAACUUUCAACUUCAUUUAUCUACCUUCCAAAAGAAACCAUGAAUCGAAAUAUUAUUUUUGCAUUCGUUUUGUUUAUUACCCUUUUCAAUCUUUGCACGGUCAACGCAAGUCCAUUGGUUAAAAGAAGCACCACUUUUAAUGAAUGUCCACUUAAGGGUAUUCCCACCCUCAUUGUAUCAAUGUCACCUGAUCCACCGCGAUCUGGUAGCGGACCUACAAGUUUUACCGUUUCCGGGGUAUUAAAAGAACAAGUCACCGCAGGCACCACCUUCCUAAUGAUUGUAUUUGCAGAUGCGUCCGGCCAGAAAAUCUUAACUAGUAUCUACACCAAAGUUUUUGAAAAAUCAUUCGCACCUGGAGAAACAGUGACUAUUGCAGUAACAGACGUUACUACACCUGAUAAUCUUCCUAAUUCAUACACUAUCGGAGUUGGUGUUGGAAACCCAGAUCUCGGUAAUCCAAUAACACCAUUGAUCUUUAGCGGCUGUACAUAUGCUGUUAUUGCAUAAUUAUAUUAAUUAAAGAAACUACUUUCGCCGGUUCGAAUGUUUUAAUUUUCUUUUUAUUCUAUCUUUUUUUUUAAUUUAAUACAUAUUAUUUUCGAUACAGUAGUUUUUUAUUAGAAAGAAAAAAAAAUUAAUCUAAUCAUAAUGUAAUGACAUUAAAUGAGUUUUGUUCAUUAAUAUAUAAUAAACUUAAUCUAAUCAAAUAAGUUUGU
Messenger RNA from Rhizophagus irregularis DAOM 181602=DAOM 197198, 866 nucleotides. RefSeq lists its product as uncharacterized. Lineage: Eukaryota; Fungi; Glomeromycota; Glomeromycetes; Glomerales; Glomeraceae. The record is from RefSeq and is a predicted model, not a curated record.